CCCAAGCGUCUGCCAGCCUCGGCCGUCCCGCAGUCGGCCGAGGCAAAUUUGCGCUCGGCGCCUGGGCCUGUCAUGCCGGGGCCGCAGGUGGUAUUCAUGGAAAACGUUAGCUUUACGGCGUUGUUGAGCCUGUCCCGCCGUGACCUUCAGGCGCUCUGCGAGGAGCGGGGGCUCCCGAGCAAGGGCCAGAAGCCGGACCUCCUGGAGAGGCUCCUGGCCCACGAGGAGGGCUCCGAGGCGCCCGUGCGGCCGCAGCAGUGCCAGCAGCCGCAGCCGCAGCCGCAGCAGCGGCCGCGGCCAGAGCCGCAGCAGCCACAGCCGCCGCAGCGGGGAAAGCACAAGCCGCAACAGCGGCAGGCGCCGCAGCAGCCGCAAUUGCCGCCGCGGGCGCAGUCGCCUCAGCAGGAGCGGCGGCGACGGCCUCGGGCGGAUCCUCGGCAGCAGCAGAAUCAGCAGACGCCGCAGCACCGGCCUGGGGCGCGCGCACGGGGCGGCGGCGGCCCGCCUGCGGAUGAGGCGGACACGGCGCUGUCCCCACGCGCGCGCAGCCGCAGCAGAGGCC
This is a messenger RNA of Prorocentrum cordatum, 562 nucleotides long. NCBI's taxonomy places the organism in Eukaryota, Dinophyceae, Prorocentrales, Prorocentraceae. The record is from the annotation of a GenBank genome assembly.